This is a messenger RNA of Sinocyclocheilus grahami, 2898 nucleotides long. RefSeq names its product HMG box transcription factor BBX-like. The record is from RefSeq and is a predicted model, not a curated record. The transcript is spliced from 15 exons. The coding region runs from base 409 to 2898 and encodes 829 amino acids. Gene Ontology annotation, cellular component: nucleus. NCBI's taxonomy places the organism in Eukaryota, Metazoa, Chordata, Actinopteri, Cypriniformes, Cyprinidae. Gene Ontology annotation, molecular function: DNA-binding transcription factor activity, RNA polymerase II-specific; RNA polymerase II transcription regulatory region sequence-specific DNA binding. Gene Ontology annotation, biological process: regulation of transcription by RNA polymerase II.
CACUUGAACGCACGGAGGGGGAGGAGGGCUGCGAGAGAAAACAAACCGAGAAAAUUGUUCGCCUGAAACGAAAGAACCAAUAUCAAAGUGGCAUUCGGGGCCCACCGUUAUUCGUUUUCGGAGUGAUCGGUGCGAUUUUGAUGUAGUUUUGUCGACUUCACGCUGCAGUGUUGCUCCUUUCCAAGCAUCCGGUAAAAAUAAUAUAAGUGUCUGUGGGGCUACUGUACGGACGGCCAGUGCAGAACUGUUCUGAUGUGUCAAUAAGUUUGAGGCUGGAAUGAGAAGGCCCUGGCGUUUCGACCGGAUUUCAGGGGUCAUCUUCAUCGCAUGAUACAGCCUGACUGACAGAUCCAUCCUCAUCUUUCAAAUACCGUAUAUCCAUAUUCUGUGGCUCUGGUCAGCAGCAGUAUGAAGGGUGGAGGUGGAGGGAAAGAACCUCCGGUGGAGGGAGAAGUCAGCGGAAAGCGGCCCAAACGCAAGUGUCUGCAGUGGCACCCACUGCUGGCCAAGAAAGCUCCAGACUUCUCUGAGGAAGAGGAGGAGGAAGAUGAAGAGGAGCUGGAGAAGGAGCCGGUGUUAUGUGCAGAGAGCGGAGCACAGGAGGGAGAGUGUGGCGGGAUGGAAGAUGACAGUGAGGAAUACUCCUCUGAACAACGGGCUCGCCGGCCCAUGAACGCCUUUCUGCUGUUCUGCAAACGGCACCGUUCGCUGGUCCGACAGGAGCAUCCGCGACUAGACAACCGAGGAGCCACUAAGAUCCUGGCGGACUGGUGGGCCGUACUGGACCCCAAAGAAAAACAAAAAUACACAGACAUGGCCAAGGAGUAUAAGGAUGCGUUCAUGAAGGCUAAUCCUGGUUACAAAUGGUGUCCUGCCACCAACAAGCCAGUAAAGAGUCCCUCUCACUCUAUGAGUAAUGCCCGCAAGAAAGUCUGGUCUCUUCCAUCCAACCCAAGCAAGGAUUCUUCAGUUGCCAAAAAACAGCUCAAAACUGACAGCACACCCCAGCUCAACUUCGCCAUGGCUGAUCCCAAUAAGAUGGGCGGCUUAAGCAUGCUGCUGUUAGCCGGGGAGCACGCGCUGACCGCCAGAGAGAUUUCCUCCAGCUCUUCCCAGGCAGGAGGCACAGAUGUUGCCAAGCACACUGGGAAAUCAGCCCUCUUCCAGCUGGCUGAGAUUUCUUCCAGUCCAGCACAGCCAGCUGGGGGAAGUAAGAACGCUGAGGACACAAGCUCUCUCACACAUGUAGAGGCCUCUGGACCAUCUCAGCCAAGUUCACCAGACCUACCCAAGAGUUGUGUUAAAUCACCCUUGUUUCAGCUGGCUGAGCAGAUCUCCUCCAGUAGGUCUCAGUCAGCGUCUGAGGGGAGGCAGUGCGGCCAGUCGGCUCUUUUCCAACUCGCUGAGAUGUGUUUGGCCUCUGAGGCUGAAAAGAUGGAAGUUCGAUCCUCCCAGCCCUCUGGUGGUUCCUCCUCACUCUGUGCUCAGCACAGCUCAAGUAGCAGAGGCAUCACAGAACAUGAAGAGCAGGCAGAUGCUCCUGAACUUCCUCUCAUCACAUCAUCAUCAUCCUCAUCAUCAUCCUCUACCUCCGGCUCCACCUCGUCCUCCCCUACUGAUGCCACCCCAUCUGAUCUCAGCCCGUGUAAGACGCUGAAGAAGAAGAAAAAGAAGAAGGAAAAUAAAGACUCAGACGAAAAUCCUGCAUCGCCCAAAAAGGCAAAGAAGCGCCAUUCGCCAGAGUCGGAUCUGGACAGCGUGAUGUUCACCAUCGAAGCAGUAGCAAAAGGUGCUUGGGGCUCAGAAGAAACACCCAGGAAGAAACCUCAUCCCUCAGGGAGUGAGAGCAGCCCCACCAUGGACCAAUCUCCAGCUGUGAAAAAGAAAACAAAACCGAAACCGAAAAAACAGCUGAAAUUAAAAGAUGACAGCGUGGAGGAAGAGGAAGAAGGGGACGUAGAGACCAAUAAACCGCAGGACGUAGAGAUGAAAACUGAGGAAGCUCCUCUGACCCCUAAAGCUGAGUGUGAAAAUGAGCCAGACAUGAAGGUGGAGCCCCCUAGUGGCGUGGAGGACACGGCACCACACUGCUCUCCUCAACCUACAGAACUGGAGGAGAAAGACACAGACACCAAAACACCUCAAACCAGACAAGAAGAUAAAGAGCCAGAGGUUAAGCAGGAGACCUGUGGGUCUAGGAAGUCUGAGAGAAGCUGUAAAGGAGCACUUUAUAAGACUCUGGUGUCCGAAGGGAUGCUUACAUCACUGAGAGCAAAUGUGGACAGAGGGAAAAGAGGUUCCAUGCGAGGCAGUGUGUCCGAUCAUGAAGGAAGCUGGAAUGACGAGAGCUGGGGAUUUUCUCAAGCUGCUACCAGCAACCCAAAAAAGCUCAAGAAGUCCAAGUCUAAAGAGGAAACCACCACAGGACUAGGAAAGCUUGAGGAGGAGUUCGAGAAAAAGUUCAACAGCUUACCGCAGUACAGCCCACUGACUUUUGACAAAAAGAGCGUGGCGGUCACCAAGAAGAAAAAAAACAGUACGUCCAGCCCUCCUGAACCGCCCAAACCCUGCAAGGGUUCAUCUUCAUCUCAGAAAAAGACCUUAUUCCACAAGAUAGUGAACAAGUACAAACACAGGAAGGAGAAAUCCAGUGCCGCAGACAAAGAUAUCGUCCCAACUGACCCAGUGAAUACAGAAUCAAGUCCAGUGAAGUCGUGCAGCCCGUGUGUGCCUCCCUCUCCUGAAACCCAGAAGGUUCUGGACACACCUGUGGGCAGUCAGAAGAGGAAGGCCAGGAAGAGUAAAAUCACACAUUUGGUGCGCACUGCUGAUGGCAGAGUGUCACCUGCAGAGGGUGAGCUGAACCCACAGUUUCCUGUUGCAAAGUCUUAUUUAUGA